CCAGACGUCAAUGAACUGCCACUGCUACGAUUCUCCUGAUUCCUAUCUCGACUUCUAAGUCAUCACCUAUCGUCUGCCAUCAUCGGCUCGCAUGUGCCGUCAUGGCUACACAUCUACCUGCAACCUCCGGCGCGGGGUCCCCUCCGCAGAGCGUGGAAUCCAUCACUCGAAAGGCUCAGGACUAUGAGUACGACCCGUCUAUUCCUUUGCGCUACUGGCUACGGACAGCGUCUACGCUCAUGAGAGAGGCCCGCAUUUAUGAACGCGAAAAGCACGAGGAACAAGCCUAUCUUUUAUUAUUUCGCCAUGCUCAGUUGGUGCUUGUCAACCUGGCCAGACACCCCGAUGCCAAGGAUGAGAAGAAUCGGAAAGCUCUGGUGGAGGCCGAAAGUGAGGUGAAGCGAAACCUGGAGGUCAUGGAAGUCUUGAAACCCCGAAUCAACAAACGCUACGAGCGCUAUACUCAACUGAUGCGUGAACGGCAAGCCCACGCUCCAGCAUCAAAUGCCCCAUCCAACCAACGCCAACCGCACGAUCCCGCCCUCGCAGGGGUCGUGGAACCUCUGGAAGCAGGUGAAAACAGGGACCUGGCGGUGCAACUCGCUCGGACUGAGAUCAGUCGAAGAGCGACCGUCCGGAAAGCCAUCCGUCAAGCCGGUAUCUCCCCUGAGGAGGAACAGUCUCGCCGCGCGGCUGGCGUGUGGGGUGACUGGGAUCAUGCUCUGCGUAAAGAUGGACCGGGAGACGAUGACCUGAGCCGGCGGAUACAGAACGUGAGAAUUCAGAUGGACGAUCCGCGGGCGGACCGUCGUCCACAGGUCGCUACCAAGCCAGUCCGGCCGUCCACGGCGACUGCUUCCAGCACCGCCUACAAGUAUCCAAGCGUCCCUCGCCAGAAGCCGCUAGGACCGGUUCUGUCACCCGCAAGGAUAGAAACUGGGGACAGAGUUCCGCCUCCCAAAGCACCGGCGCUACCUCCCAAGGAGAGCUCACAUGCUUUUGAGCUGGCUGGCCUUGAUGGGCCUUUACCGCCCCCUCGUCCGGACAAGCUUGUACCAGCAGCUACUCCAGCCGAGGUUCCUGCACUGCCUGCGAAAGUGCAACCAGCACCGGACGGGCCGGAUGCAUUGGACUCAUCCAACUUUACCUUCAAGCCUUCGGCUUAUCUGGAGAACGGAACCCCUCUGCGGACUUUGUUUCUCCCACCGGAUCUCCGAAAACACUUCAUGUCGCUCGUCGCCCCCAAUACGCAGCGGAAUCUGGAGACGUGUGGAAUCCUUUGCGGCACUUUAAUCUCCAACGCGUUGUUUGUGUCGAGGCUUCUCAUCCCUGAACAGACUGCCACCUCGGAUACGUGUGAGACGGUAAACGAGACGGCAAUUUUUGAUUACUGCGAUUCGGAGGACCUGAUGGUACUCGGCUGGAUCCACACACACCCCACGCAGACAUGCUUCAUGAGCUCGCGCGACCUCCAUACACACUGCGGAUAUCAGGUGAUGCUACCGGAGAGCAUCGCAAUUGUCUGCGCGCCGAGCAAGACCCCUGACUGGGGAGUGUUUCGACUCACUGAUCCUCCGGGACUGAAGACGGUGCUCAACUGCACGCAGUCCGGGCUAUUCCAUCCCCACGGAGAGGCAAACAUUUACACCGAUGCCCUGCGGCCCGGUCAUGUCUUUGAGGCCAAGGGACUUCCGUUUGAGACGGUUGACCUGCGCCCGAAGGGGGCUCAAUCAUAAGAAGUGGCUAUGUGAUUCUAGCGAUUCUAUAUGUCUGGUUCUGUUGAGCGUGAUAGCAUACGAUUACGAGGAGCUAAUGAGAAACGUGCACUAGUUGAGUCAGCUCUAGCACGCA
Aspergillus sclerotioniger CBS 115572 is the source of this 1851-nucleotide messenger RNA. RefSeq names its product putative endosome-associated ubiquitin isopeptidase (AmsH). The record is from RefSeq and is a predicted model, not a curated record. Gene Ontology annotation, molecular function: K63-linked deubiquitinase activity; metal-dependent deubiquitinase activity; protein binding. The transcript is spliced from 2 exons. Lineage: Eukaryota; Fungi; Ascomycota; Eurotiomycetes; Eurotiales; Aspergillaceae. Bases 102 to 1736 code for a protein of 544 amino acids. Gene Ontology annotation, cellular component: membrane; endosome. Gene Ontology annotation, biological process: protein K63-linked deubiquitination.